Messenger RNA from Saccharomyces kudriavzevii IFO 1802, 2103 nucleotides. RefSeq names its product long-chain fatty acid-CoA ligase FAA1 (gene FAA1). Bases 1 to 2103 code for a protein of 700 amino acids. The transcript has a single exon. Gene Ontology annotation, molecular function: long-chain fatty acid-CoA ligase activity. Gene Ontology annotation, cellular component: lipid droplet; plasma membrane; endoplasmic reticulum. NCBI's taxonomy places the organism in Eukaryota, Fungi, Ascomycota, Saccharomycetes, Saccharomycetales, Saccharomycetaceae. The record is from RefSeq and is a predicted model, not a curated record. Gene Ontology annotation, biological process: long-chain fatty-acyl-CoA metabolic process; long-chain fatty acid metabolic process.
AUGGUUGCUCAAUAUUCCGUCCCAGUUGGCAAGGCCGCCAAUGAGCACGAAACUGCUCCAAGAAGAAACUAUCAAUGUGCUGAAGAAGCGAUCGUUAGACCUCGCCACAUGAAAUGUUCCACUGUCUAUGAGUUCGCCCUGGAAAGUUUCCAGAAGCACAAAAACCUCAAUGCUAUGGGUUGGAGAGAUGUGAAGGAAAUCCAUGAAGAAUCUAAAUCAGUAAUGAAAAAGGUCGACGGCAAGGAGACAGCCGUAGAGAAAAAAUGGAUGUACUACGAACUCUCCCACUACCAGUAUAACACUUUCAACGAGCUGACGGAUAUCAUGCACGAUAUCGGUCGCGGGUUGGUGAAAAUGGGGUUGAAGCCGAAUGAUGAUGACAAACUACAUAUUUACGCCGCCACCUCACAUAAAUGGAUGAAAAUGUUUUUAGGUGCGCAGUCUCAAGGUAUUCCCGUCGUUACUGCCUACGACACUCUGGGUGAGAAGGGGCUGAUCCAUUCUUUGGUGCAAACCGGGUCUAACGCCAUCUUCACGGAUAACUCUUUACUGGCAUCUUUGAUUAAACCAGUCCAGGCCGCUCAGGAUAUAAAGUUCAUAAUUCACUUCGAUUCGAUUGAUCCUGAGGACAAGAGACAAAGUGGUAAGAUGUACCAAUCAGCCCACGAUGCCCUCAAUAAGAUCAAGGAAGUCAGACCAGAUAUCAAGACCUUCAGUUUUGAGGAAAUCUUGAAGCUGGGUAAGGACUUCCGUAACGAAAUCGAUGUUCACCCACCUGGCAAGGAGGACCUCUGUUGUAUCAUGUACACUUCGGGUUCUACAGGUGAGCCAAAGGGUGUGGUCUUGAAACAUUCGAAUGUUGUCGCAGGUGUUGGCGGUAUAAGUUUGAACAUUAUCAAAUUUGUAGGGGACACCGACCGUGUUAUUUGCUUUUUGCCAUUGGCCCAUAUCUUUGAAUUGGCGUUUGAACUGCUGUCCUUUUAUUGGGGGUCCUGCAUUGGUUAUGCAACCGUGAAAACCUUAACAAACACUUCCAUGAGAAAUUGCCUAGGUGACUUGCAAGAAUUCAAACCCACCAUCAUGGUUGGUGUUGCCGCUGUUUGGGAGACAGUGAGAAAGGGUAUUCUAAACCAAAUCGAUAAUUUGCCUUUCCUCGCCAAAAAAAUCUUCUGGACCACCUAUAAUACAAAACUGAACAUGCAACGUUACCACAUUCCCGGCGGCGGCAUAUUGGGUAAUUUGAUAUUCAAAAAGGUCAGAACAGCUACGGGUGGCCAAUUGAGAUACUUACUGAACGGUGGUUCUCCAAUUAGUCGAGACGCUCAGGAAUUCAUUACGAACUUGAUUUGCCCCAUGCUGAUCGGUUACGGUUUAACUGAAACGUGUGCUAGUGCUGCUGUCCUAGACCCUGCCAAUUUUGAACUGGGCGUCGCAGGUGACUUGACUGGUUGUGUCACCGUCAAGUUGGUCGACGUUGAAGAGCUGGGCUAUUUUGCCAAGAACAACCAAGGUGAAGUCUGGAUCAAAGGUGCUAACAUCACACCCGAAUACUAUAAGAACGAACAGGAGACUUCCGAAGCUAUAACUGACGAUGGUUGGUUCAAGACUGGCGAUAUCGGUGAAUGGAAAGCAAACGGCCAUUUGAAAAUCAUCGACAGAAAGAAAAACCUCGUUAAAACGAUGAAUGGUGAAUAUAUUGCUCUUGAAAAAUUGGAAUCCGUCUACAGAUCCAAUGAAUAUGUCUCUAACAUUUGUGUCUAUGCCGACCAAUCAAAGACUAAGCCAGUGGGUAUUAUUGUUCCAAACGAGGCUCCAUUAACCAAACUGGCCAAAAAAUUGGGAAUCAUGAAGCAAGAUGACAGUUCGAUUAACAUCGAAAAUUACUUGCAUGAACCAAAAUUGGUUAAAGCCGUUUAUUCCGAUCUUUUGAAGACUGGUAAAGACCAAGGUUUGGUCGGUAUCGAACUACUAGCAGGUAUAGUAUUCUUCGACGGUGAAUGGACCCCACAAAAUGGUUACGUCACGUCCGCUCAGAAAUUGAAAAGAAAGGGUAUUCUAGAUGCCGUCAAAGAUGAAGUCGACGCCGUUUAUGGGUCUUCGUAG